Molecule: messenger RNA, 1044 nt
Organism: Pungitius pungitius (ninespine stickleback)
Lineage: Eukaryota; Metazoa; Chordata; Actinopteri; Perciformes; Gasterosteidae
Gene: rpain
Product: RPA interacting protein
Exons: 7
Coding region: 265-948 (227 amino acids)
Biological process (GO): protein import into nucleus
Cellular component (GO): PML body; nucleus
Source: RefSeq, a predicted model, not a curated record
AUCAAUUAAUAAUCUACACAGUAAAUCAUCAAAAGACUAUGUCCGCUAUUGUGGCAGGGGAGAUUUCUUCUGGGAACUAUUUUUCAACACCACAGCACUACAAGACCCGUCAGGCAGCUCGAGGCAUUGGACUUCCGGUUCCGGUUCCGGGUCACGUGGUUAAAAACUGAAAUGUUUUGGUCUGGAAGUCUCUCCCCGCGUUAGCCAGUUUAUUUGUAACAAGCCGUUUGUGUUCGUGUCACUUUACACCCGUUGGCGGGGAAGAUGGAUGCUUUGCAGAGACACCGCUCACUUUAUAAAGGAACUACUCCGCCAUGGAAAGAAACGUACCGCAAGCGAUGUGUGGACCGACUGCAAAACAGCCGCAAGAGGCUGCUGGAGCGAUAUCGGCAGCUGGGAGAGAGUCCGCAGCGGAGCGGGCCCGGGGCCUCCAUCAUCGUCCAGGAGGUGAUGGAGGAGGAGUGGACCGCCCUGCGAUCCGAGGACCGGAGACUACCCUCGCUGUGGGGCCCAGAGGGCAUGGCAGAGAUGUUCAGUGUCACAAAGGAGUACGAUGAGCUAUCAGUACUGGAGGAGAUCCAACAGGAGCUCGUGUCUCACGAAGUGUCAAUUAUUGAAGAAUAUGAGAGGAACCUGCUGUUUGAGCAGCAGUACAUAUCGUCUGUUGUGGAGGGGAUGGAGGACUCGUACAUUAUUUGCCCCAUUUGUCACAUGAACCACCUGAACAUCAACAGCCAUUUUAUCUCCUGCAUCUGUGGACUGUACAUUAAUACUAAGAAACGGAACGUCUCCCCCGAUGCCCUGAGGAGUCUCCUGGAGUCCAGAGUGUCGGAGCACAUGGAGGACUGUUCCCACAACCCUGUUUUCUCCGUAGCUCCGGACACCGACUGCUCUCCCAACCUGAUGAUAAGCUGCAAUGUUUGUGACUACUUGUCCGUCGUCCUUUGACCGCAGAUGCGGCUUUCACAAGUGACCUGACUUGUGAAAUCUGAUUUUUAUUGCUGCGUUUGCUCUGUUUUUGUGAAAUAAAGACUAUUUAUUUUA